AUGUCUCUGGGCUAUCCAUAUUACCGACCAACGACACCCCCCCCGGUACGGUUGGGGGACUUGAUAGGGAUGGGCCACAAUUGCACCACGCCAGACUCAUCAGGAUACUCUAAUGAGUCGUCCCCGUGGUCUGUUACGACCUCCACUACCAGUCCGAGCACAACCUCCCCUCGGUAUCAUCAUGGAUCUGUUCUGCUACCGAAAAUUAGACCGCAGGAUAUCGUGAUCGAGCCAGCAUCCGCGGGUGGUCCUCUGCGUCGUCAUCGAAUGUUGUCCAAUACGCGAAAUCCUCCAGGCUACUUUAUGCCCUAUCCGUGCAGUCGUCCACCAGUUCGACGGAGUAUCCUCGAGUCAGUGGACUGCUUAAACAACCUAAGCCCCCAUGUCUCGAUGUCGCCCAUCUUCGCAUCUUCCAGUGCCUCCGUCUUGUCUUCGCCAGUAAAUGUCACACCGCCGUCCAAACGCAAGACUUCUGGAGGUCAUUCCAGAUCGGUCUCGGCACCUGUUAUUGAUGAGGCGAUACUGCGUCGAUAUGGAUAUCCGACAUAUCGGCAAUUCCCCAAGUAUAUACCUCAAACGCAAAGGUCGCCUGUAAGGACCUCCAACGCGUACACGGGUGUGUUGCAGCAGUCGACCAGUAGCCCAUCUCAAGGCUUCCAGAUUCAUUCUCCAACCCAGGCGACAGCAGCCAUUCCGGCCUCUCCUUGUGCUUAUCCCCAAACCCCAAGUGCGCACCUCUCAACGGUUUCUGGUGCUGAACAAAGCAAGGGGAUGGCCUCAUCCUCGACCUCUUUGAUUUCCUAUCUGACCGCACCAACUCAAGCGAUUAACGUCGUCCGCAAUGUCAGUGUCAUUCCGACAAGAGGACUCCACGACUACUUCUGGUGGGAUAUCCGGAAUCUACGCAGCUGGAAUUCAUUCUCCCUGUCAACUUUCGACUCAAUCAAUGGGCUCACCAAGCUCCUCAAGACCGAGAUACCUUCUCAACUCACACCACUUGCCAUUGUCCCGUCAUCCGGCCUUUCUCCAGAGUCUGAGACUGCACUAAUCAGUCUCAUCCGCGACAUCUACGCGCCUCGCGUGAAUGCCGCCCUGGCAGUUUCCCAGGGCUCAGACCACCUUCAAUUAUACGCCGCUCCCGAAGUACGGGUUUCAGGUAACAAGAACUGCGGUGCACCGCAUUUUCUUGCCAACUAUGCCUCCAACACUGAACGCACCAGCUCGGACCAACCCCGCGGCCGUCUGGUGGGCGUGGUCAAGAGCUUCGACCGCUGGAACACGGGGAUGCGCAACGAGGGCCCCAACCGACGAGUCGAGUAUCUCAAUGGACUAGCGCAUCUUCAACGCUGCAUGCGCGAACACUCAUGCCGAUACGGGUUCAUAAUGACUGAGAUUGAACUCGUUUGCGUCCGCGCGGGCUGCGACGAAGGCGACGACGUGCCGUACUUUGGAUUCUUGGAACUCUCGGCACCGAUUCCCACCAAUGUCUCGGACACUACAGCGUCAGCAGCAGCAUCGUAUUCCUUCCCCACUCCAUCUCCUACAGGCUAUUCCCCUCCAUACUUCCCCCAAGAACCCAGAUUGGAAGAAUUAGAAUCAGAAGAAGGCCUCCCCAUUCCCAUGACAGCCAGUCUGGCGCUGUACUUCCUCCUCAUGCUCUCGAAAUCAGUCCCAUUACCAUCCCAGCCAUCCGGGCAUCUGAACGUCGGCGGGCCCGGCGCACUCACCAGACAGCGUAUCCUCCCUGAGGGAAAGGAUAAGUGGAUCCCGCAGCCGCAGAUUGGGGAGCGGAGGGAUGCGAAACGAGUGAGAGGGUGGGUGUGGCCCCAGGAUCCGUGGCAUCGGAGGGAAGGGGGAGUCCAUCGGGGUAAGGUUGAUAGGAAACGGCAUAAAUGA
This is a messenger RNA of Monascus purpureus, 1896 nucleotides long. NCBI's taxonomy places the organism in Eukaryota, Fungi, Ascomycota, Eurotiomycetes, Eurotiales, Aspergillaceae. The record is from the annotation of a GenBank genome assembly.